This is a messenger RNA of Oreochromis niloticus (Nile tilapia), 972 nucleotides long. Its product is annotated as olfactory receptor 1-like. Gene Ontology annotation, biological process: G protein-coupled receptor signaling pathway. NCBI's taxonomy places the organism in Eukaryota, Metazoa, Chordata, Actinopteri, Cichliformes, Cichlidae. Gene Ontology annotation, cellular component: plasma membrane. The transcript has a single exon. The record is from RefSeq and is a predicted model, not a curated record. Gene Ontology annotation, molecular function: olfactory receptor activity; G protein-coupled receptor activity. The coding region runs from base 1 to 972 and encodes 323 amino acids.
AUGGGUUUAGAGCAGAAAUUAAUUAUUGGAUUUAAUGCCACAUUUGUUCACCCAGGAAGAUUCUAUCUUGGUGGGUUUUCUGACAUGGCUCAUGAUAAUUAUUACUAUAUCUUCCUGUGUUUUGUCUACAUAUUUACUGUUGUAGGAAAUGUUUUGCUCAUUUUAAUUAUUUUUCUGAUAAAGACUCUUCAUACUCCGAAAUACUUGAUUGUGUUCAACCUGGCUUUGACAGAUUUGUGUGGGAGCACAGCUCUCAUCCCAAAACUGUUAGACACAUUUCUGUUUGACAGAAGAUACAUUCUCUAUGAGGCUUGCUUAAGUUAUAUGUUCUUUGUUUUGUUCUUUGCAAGUAUUCAGUCAUGGACACUUGUCAUUAUGGCAUAUGACAGAUUUAUAGCCAUUUGUUUCCCUUUAAGGUACCAUAGUAUUGUGACUAAAACAUCUAUUGCUGCAAUGCUAGCCUUUGAAUGGGUGCUUAUAACAAGCAUCAUGGCAUCUACUGUUGGGCUUAUUGAUCGCCUUUCCUUCUGUGGAUCUUUUGUGGUGAAAAGCUUUUUCUGUGAUCAUGGACCUGUGUUUUAUCUGGCAUGCAAUGAUACAUCUUUAAACCGCAUAAUGGCAUAUGUUGCCUUAGUUAGUUUCAUCUGUAUUCCUCUAAUAUUAAUAGCGUUUACUUAUGUUUGCAUUUCCAUAGCACUGAGCAGAAUUGCGUCAGGAGAGGAACGACUCAAAGCACUGAAAACUUGUACUUCUCAUGUGAUUCUAGUUGCUGUUUUCUUUUUGCCAUUGGUGGGAACAAACAUAGCUGCAGUGGCCUCCUAUAUUCAUCCUAAUGCCAGGAUCAUAAACUCAACUUUGGCAUACACCAUACCAGCUUUGCUUAAUCCUAUUAUAUAUGCUUUAAAGACAGAAGAAGUGAUGAAUGCUGUCAAGAAGCUUUGGAAAAAAACCCCGUUUAUAAACACAGCAUAA